AUGAAGCUUUCUUUUGUCCUCAGUGGGCUCGCAUCUAUCGUGACUCUUGCUACAGCCGCACACAUCAUGCAAGAAGCUAUCGCGAAACGGUCCUAUACGGAGCAGCGCGACCUGCUGCCAAAUGCUGAGAAGCGCGAGGAACUUGAUGCUAACGACUUCAAUUACUUUGAUUACUGCACGUGCCCUUAA
This is a messenger RNA of Suillus plorans, 189 nucleotides long. RefSeq lists its product as uncharacterized. The transcript is spliced from 2 exons. The record is from RefSeq and is a predicted model, not a curated record. NCBI's taxonomy places the organism in Eukaryota, Fungi, Basidiomycota, Agaricomycetes, Boletales, Suillaceae. Bases 1 to 189 code for a protein of 62 amino acids.